CCCCGGACCCCCCCCGGACCCCCCAGGCUGCCCUGGUCGCUGCCCCCCGGCCGUGCCCGGCAGUGGUUGGAGGCUCGGCGGGCGGGGGUCCGGCCCUGGGGGUCCUUCCUGGACCAGCGACGUUUUGGGGUCCCCCGGGAUUUGGGGGAGCUCCUGCGGCGCCUGGGGGGCAACGCCGAGCGCUUCCAGAGCAACUACAUCCUCCUCUUCCUCGGACUCGUGCUCUACUGCCUGGUCACGUCCCCACUGCUCCUCGUGGCCCUGGGGGUGUUUUUUGGGGCCUGUUACGUCGUGCGGCUCCGGGCCAAGGAGGCCCCACUGGUCUUACUGGGGCGGGAGCUGGGCCCGGGGCACCAGUUGGCUCUGGCCGGGGGGGUCUCGCUGCCCCUGUUCUGGCUGGCGGGGGCGGGG
Neopelma chrysocephalum (saffron-crested tyrant-manakin) is the source of this 411-nucleotide messenger RNA. RefSeq names its product Rab acceptor 1 (gene RABAC1). The annotation marks the transcript as partial. The record is from RefSeq and is a predicted model, not a curated record. The transcript has 3 exons. Gene Ontology annotation, cellular component: Golgi apparatus. Lineage: Eukaryota; Metazoa; Chordata; Aves; Passeriformes; Pipridae.